Molecule: messenger RNA, 2355 nt
Organism: Prunus avium (sweet cherry)
Lineage: Eukaryota; Viridiplantae; Streptophyta; Magnoliopsida; Rosales; Rosaceae
Source: RefSeq, a predicted model, not a curated record
AUGUGGGAGCAAGUGAAACUGCUUGGGCACAUAGGGAAAGUAUCACUUAAAGGAGUAGUAAAUGAUGACGUAGUGGAUAUAGACACAGAUGGUGAGCUGUUAAGUUUGUGUGAUAAGGUACCACUUUCUUAUGAGAGAGUGGUGGUCAUUUAUGUACAACACAUUGAAGAGGAAGGUGUUGCAGUGAAUGAGGAUAUUGGGCCUGUUACUGAGGAUAUUGGGCCACUGAACAAUGAUAAAGAGGGGCGGCCUUUUACUAAGAAUCAUGGGCCUGCUUGCACAGUUGAAGACUGGGAUUCAAGUGAUGAUGAUGGGCCCCUGAACAAUGAGGACAGUGAGGACAGUGAAGACAGUGAAGAAGAUAAGGAAGAUGACCCUGAUUUUGUUGACAGUGCUUAUGAGCAGAGUGAAAAUGAAUGUGAGUUGUUGAAAAAGGAUGAUAAAGCCUUUGAAAAUUAUGUAGACCACCCUGAAGUAGUUGAAGACCCAAGUGCCCCUGUAGAUGAAGAUCGGGAGUCAACUGAUGUAGCUAACAGUGAUGUUGAGAGCUUGGAUAGUAGCUCCUAUGACGAGGAUGAUGGGAACCAGAAGAAAAGGAAGAGGAAAUUGCCUAAAUUUCAUGAAUUUAGGCCGGAAACAGACAUGCGCAACCCUGUGUUUAAGCUGGGUUUAAGGUUUGCAACCACUGGCCUAUUUAGGAAAGCAAUUAGAAACUAUUCAAUUAUAAACAGGAGGAUGAUUAAAUUCAAAUGCAAUGAUCGUGAUAGGGUGAGGGCAGUGUGUGCAGGGAAAUGUAACUGGGUUUGUUUUGCUUCAGCAGUGAAUGGAAGUGAAUGGGUUCAAGUGAAGAAGUUGGUUGACGUCCAUGAUUGUGGGACAGUUGACCACAACUUUCAUGCUAACUCAACAUGGUUAGCUCAGAGAUAUGCUACUCAACUGUCUAGACUGCAUAAUUGGGAUAUGGGGAGUUUUAAGCAGCAGGUACAAGAAGAUUUGUCUGUGAUAGCUUCUAAAUCCCAAAAAUAUAGGGCAAGGCAGAAGGCAACAUCCAUAACUGAGGGGACUUAUGAAAAGCAGUAUGAGUUAUUAUGGGAUUAUGCUGCUGAACUAAGGAGGACAAAUGUGGGUAGCACAGUCAUUAUCAAAUGUGAGUUGGAGGGUGAAAGGCCAAGGUUUCAUAGGAUUUACAUUUGCUUGGCUGCAGUUAAACAAGGGUUUUUGCAGGGAUGUAGGCCAGUGAUAGGAUUUGAUGCUUGUCAUAUCAAAGGAAAUCACCCUGGACAAUUGUUAUCUGCUGUUGGUGUGGAUCCUAACAAUGGCAUGUAUCCUAUUGCUUAUGCAGUGGCUGAGGUGGAGAAUUAUGAGACAUGGUCAUGGUUUUGUCAAUUGUUGGCAGAGGACCUUGGAAUUGAAAACAGCACAGGAUAUGUCUUUAUCACAGACAAGCAAAAAGGCUUGAUUGAAGCAGUGCAUGAUAAAUUUCCAAACGCUGAGCACAGACACUGCCUCAAACACUUAGAAGCAAAUUUUUUGCUUGCUGGUCACAGAGGAUUGGUGUUGAAAUUGCAAAUGGAGAAAAUUGCAAGGAGCACAACCAUCCCAUGGUGGGAUGCUGAGAUGAAAAAGAUGAGAGAGUUGAGCCAAGCUGCAUUUGAUUGGGUGGCGGCCUUAGAUCCAUCACAAUGGUGUAGAGCUCACUUUAAAACUCAUUCCAAGUGUGACAUCCUUUUGAAUAAUAUGUGUGAGGCUUUUAAUGGUGCCAUUGUAGAAGUCAGAGACAAACCCAUUUUAACCAUGCUAGAGAGGAUUCGAUACUAUAUUAUGUUGUUGAUGGCAACUAGAAGAGCAUCUUGUGAGAGAUGGAAACAUGACAUUGGUCCAAGGAUUUUUGGCAUUUUGGAGAAAACGAAGAAAGAAUCAGCUUGGUGCAUUCCAAAGCUUGCUGGGGAGAGUUUAUAUGAGGUCAAAAACCAUGAUGGAAGUCAGGUUGUGGUUGAUUUGGCAAGGCAUAGUUGUUCAUGCAGGAGAUGGGAUAUCACUGGGAUCCCAUGUAAGCAUGCUUGUGCUGCCAUUGGGCAAUUAAAUGGGGAUCAUAUUGCUUAUGUACAUGGUUGUUACAAGAAGGAAGCCUUUAUGAGAGCUUACAGUCCAAUGGUUCACCCAAUGACAAGUGAAGACUUGUGGCCUAAGUGUCAUAGGCCUCCUUUGAUGCCACCACUUUAUCACAAACAACCUGGGAGACCAAGGAAGAAGAGGAUGCCGUCAGCAGGUGAACAACCACGCAAAUCUAAUCCUACAGCCACCAAGUUGCAAAGGUAUAACUUGGAAACCAAGUGUUCACUUUGUAGACAAUGA